AUGUUCCGAGAACUUGCGCCGGGUACGCCCCUUCCACCCCAGCCGGUCAUAACCCGGUGGGGGACGUGGGUCGCUGCCGCACUCUACUACGCUGAGCACCUGGAUACGUUCGCGAACGUGGUUGAUUCGUUUGAUCGUAAGCAGGCCGCAAGCAUCCUAAUUGUUCAGGAUUUGUUGCGGUCGCCGAACCUGAGAGAAAACCUUUCUUACAUCCAUGCGCACUUGGACUUUUUGCCAAGCAGCAUCACGAAUCUCGAAGCGAGCUCCUGCCCGCUCGUUGAUAGCAUCGCUCAUUUCUACAAAACCAUCGAUGAGCUCAAGGGGAUGCCGGGCUCGAUUGGAGAGCGAAUUCGCAACAAAUGUGAGUUCGUGCUUUCGCGUAAUACGGGAAUGGCCGAGUUGAAGGUCAUCGCCGACGUUCUGGGUGGGGUCUCUGCUGACGGUAACGUAGUUCUCAGCCCAUCAGACGUGGCUUGUUUCAAGUACGCACCGAUUACGUCUGUAGACGUAGAACGAAGCUUCUCUCUCCUCAAAAAUCUCCUCACAGAUCGUCGACAGAGCCUGACUUUCGAGAGUUUGAAGAUGCACUUGAUUAUUUUGUGCAAUCAAUGA
Messenger RNA from Galendromus occidentalis (western predatory mite), 612 nucleotides. RefSeq lists its product as uncharacterized. The transcript has a single exon. Lineage: Eukaryota; Metazoa; Arthropoda; Arachnida; Mesostigmata; Phytoseiidae. The coding region runs from base 1 to 612 and encodes 203 amino acids. The record is from RefSeq and is a predicted model, not a curated record.